This is a messenger RNA of Rhodofomes roseus, 1418 nucleotides long. RefSeq lists its product as uncharacterized. NCBI's taxonomy places the organism in Eukaryota, Fungi, Basidiomycota, Agaricomycetes, Polyporales, Fomitopsidaceae. The transcript is spliced from 2 exons. The record is from RefSeq and is a predicted model, not a curated record. Bases 79 to 1086 code for a protein of 335 amino acids.
GAGCACCGCUACGUAUGUGGCCCGACGCGCGAGUUGACGACUGCUGACCACCUGGUCCGUGCCGUUCACCGAGGACGCAUGCCCGACGACAUUCCUACCGUGUUCCAGUACGGCUUGAUCUGCGCAGGGACAGAGCCGGUGGCGAACCUCUUCGAGAUAUACGUCAGCGUCAUCCGCGACCUCGCGGUCCCGGCCAGGAAGAUACACCAGUGGCGCGUGUCUGGCCGGCUGCAUGGAGAGCUCGUGAAACAGCUCGAGCAGCAUCCGGGGGAACGCCAACAGUAUCUCCGUGCAUGGCUCGAGAAGGCGCCUUGGACCCUCGAAGGCUUAGACGGACCCAUUGUCGCAUCGCGGGAGCUGACCCAAGAAGUGCUCCAACCCGCCAUUCGCUAUGCGGGCCUUCCCGAAUGGUACACCGCCGACCACAUCAAGAAUGCUGGGAUGGCAGGCGUUUGGCAUUGUUGUUUCGACCUGCGCGUCACGGUGCAUUCUCCGGUUCUCCACAUCCCCAAGACGCAGUUCCCUUGGAUAUUUUUUGGCUUCUGCACUUGCUUCGACGAGGACGCGGAAAGACGGCUGCGUGACCUCUACGUCGAGCUUAUGUAUCGCUGCACCUUCGACGAGUUAUACACCGCCACCAAGACCGCAUCCUUGAUCUCCUUGUUCGACACUCAUGGCCUAGGAGCGGGGAUGCGGUCGUUCCCGAACCUGGAGGACAUGCUCCGUGGAUCCCCCUGGCGCUUCCGCAUCGUCUAUCUCCUCAAACAGUACGUGCUCUGCGAGAAUGCAACCUUGCACGACUUCCUGGCCAAGACCUUCGGCUUUGCGUACUGUCGCGGCGGAGACGAGAGCGCCGACCUCAAGGCCUUGUAUAGGCGGCUGUUCAUCGAGAAGCGUAUCGACCCACUUGUCUUGCAUCGGGCAGCUGCCAAAGGAAGGCUGUAUGAAAUGGCCGACGCAUCCUGCGGCUUCGCAGGUGCCGAGAAAGCAAUCUUCCGUAGGCUGUUGAACGAGGGGUGUCCGAGCUCUGUCCCAGAGGGCAAGUUAUACGGUUCCUACGACGAAAACAAGGACCCGGCCGCAUGAGACGAAUCCAGAUCGCUGCAGCGACUUCAGCCCUUUCUUGUCGCCUCACUUCGAGGAUUGUCCCGUCAGCACCGUCGAACUGGUGUCGUCGGUCGUCGACUUGUGCGCAAUGGUCUCAUCGUUGUCGCGGGCAACCCCCUUGGGUGGUACUUCUUGUGUUGAGACCGUACAUCGUCACUUGAGACCGAUCACUUACGUGGUCCAAACGUAAACCCGUGUUGGUUGUCAAUAUCAGUGACUGAAGUUUGCCUUCGUCUCUCGGAAUGCCAUCAGCAAAGGUGCGAGAGGUGAGUGUGGCUGGGAUGAGUUCAGGAGCGACGUAACGACGGAGG